CUGCUGCUGCUGCUGCUGCUCGGGCCCUGGCCGGCGGCGGGCCACGGCGGCAAGUACUCGCGGGAGAAGAACGAGCCGGGGCCGGCCCCGACGCGCGCGCCCGGGGAGGAGUUCCGCAUGGAGAAGCUGAACCAGCUGUGGGAGAAGGCCCAGCGGCUUCAGCUCUCUCCUGUGAAGCUGUCCGAGCUGCACGCUGACCUGAAGAUGCAAGAAAGGGACGAGUUCAUCUGGAAGAAGCUGAAGCUGGAAGGCUUAGACGGAGAUGGGGAGAAGGAGGCCGCACUGCGGCGCAGCCUCAGCGUCAUCGUGGCCAAGUACGGUCUGGACGGGAGGAAGGACAGAAAGGACGCCCACGAGGUGAGCAGCAACGCCAUUGGCGACAGCGCCCAGGAGGACGGCCUGGGGGACCCCCGGCUGGAGAAGCUGUGGCACAAGGCUACAACCUCCGGGAAAUUCUCCAGUGAGGACCUGGACAAGCUGUGGCGGGAGUUUCAGCACCACAGGGAGAAGGUCCAGGAGUACAACAUCCUGCUGGAGGCCCUGAGCAGGACCGAAGACGUCCACGAGAAUGACAUCAGGCCGGCGGGCCUGGGCCCAGCCCAGCAGGAGCUGCUGCGGGACAAGCACGCCGAGCUCAAGGACCGGCUGCGGGCCCUCAACCAGGGCUUCGACCGCCUGCGGGAGGUCAGCCACCAGGGCUAUGGCACCCGGCCGGCUGAGUUCGAGGAGCCGCGCGUGACAGAGCUGUGGGAGCUGGCCAGGUCUGCCAACUUCUCCGAGAAGGAGCUGGAGUCGUUGCGGGAGGAGCUGAAGCACUUUGAGGUCAAGGUUGAAAAGCACAAGCACUACCAGGAGCAGCUGCAGAUCUCGCACCAGAAGCUCAAGCACGUGGAGAGCACCGGGGACCGGGAGCACGUCGGCCGGAGCAAGGAGCGCUACGCCCUGCUGGAGGAGAAGACCAAAGAGCUGGGCUACAAGGUGAAGAAGCACCUGCAGGACCUGUCGGGCAGAAUCUCCAGAGCGCGCCACAACGAACUCUGAGCCCCACUGCAGGCACAGGCCAGGACUUGGCGAGGGUGGCAGGCGGCCCCAGAAGCCCAGGGGAGAGCUGGACGCAACAUCACCAUCCAGCUGGGCUGCCCUCACCACUGGGAGCCUGUCACCUCUGGAGAGGCCACGCCCCUGCGGGAAGGUUCCUGCCACAGCCUCAUGGUCUCUGUUGCCCCGUGAGUCUAUUGGUCACGCUGUGCCCGAAGCCCCCAAUACACUCGGCGUGGCCACUCCAUAUUCUGUCCUGCGCUCUGCUGCCCCCACUGUGUGGUGUGAGC
Molecule: messenger RNA, 1328 nt
Organism: Talpa occidentalis (Iberian mole)
Lineage: Eukaryota; Metazoa; Chordata; Mammalia; Eulipotyphla; Talpidae
Gene: LRPAP1
Product: LDL receptor related protein associated protein 1
Exons: 8
Biological process (GO): negative regulation of very-low-density lipoprotein particle clearance; negative regulation of receptor internalization
Cellular component (GO): endoplasmic reticulum-Golgi intermediate compartment; cis-Golgi network; plasma membrane
Molecular function (GO): very-low-density lipoprotein particle receptor binding; receptor antagonist activity; low-density lipoprotein particle receptor binding
Source: RefSeq, a predicted model, not a curated record